This is a messenger RNA of Thunnus maccoyii (southern bluefin tuna), 7308 nucleotides long. It is a transcript of the gene doc2b, whose product is annotated as double C2-like domains, beta. The transcript is spliced from 9 exons. Lineage: Eukaryota; Metazoa; Chordata; Actinopteri; Scombriformes; Scombridae. The record is from RefSeq and is a predicted model, not a curated record. Bases 326 to 1531 code for a protein of 401 amino acids. Gene Ontology annotation, cellular component: membrane.
UAGGAGGAGAGAAGAGGAGAGAGCGGGAGGGUAGGUAGUAGUGUGUAUGAGACUGUCAGACAGCAUGGUCUGGGUCUGAGGACAGCACUGGAAGACGCAGCAACAACCUCCAGAUCUCCAUGUAGACCAGAGUGGUGACAUCCACAGAUCACCUGGACCUGUCCACCCAUCAGCACCCACCCAGGACAACACCCAUACCUUCCAAAAAACACAAGAGGAAGAGGAGCCAGAGGAGGACGAGGGGGUGGGUCUGUUUAUGUUCUUUUUUUUUUUCUUUUUUCUAGUUUUUUGGUUUUGGGAGUAGGCUCCGGGCUGGACCGCAUGCAUGACACAACGCAAAGGCGAGAAACCCACCAUCAGCAUCCAGGAGCACAUGGCCAUUGACGUGUGCCCUGGCCCCAUCCAGCCCAUCAAGCAGAUCUCUGACUACUUCCCCCGUUACCCGCGGGGCCUUCCCCCUGCUGUGCCCCACCAAGUGGGCCACGCCGGGUCCCUGCGCUCUGCCCUCUCCACCUCCUCAGCCUCUGCCUCUGCCUCCCCCAACGCCGAAAGUGACCGCCCCGAUGAGGAUAACCCAGACCGGGCUUGUGCCGGAGCCUCCGCCUCCUUGCAGGCCGCCAAGAGAGAUGAGGAGCCUGAUGUUGAGGGAUACGACUCAGAUGACUCCACCACACUGGGGACCUUGGAGUUCAGUUUGCUGUAUGACCAGGAGAACAAUGCACUGCACUGCACCAUUAAUAAAGCCAAGGGGCUCAAGCCAAUGGACCACAAUGGGCUUUCAGACCCUUAUGUCAAGUUGCACCUACUGCCUGGCGCCAGCAAGGCCAAUAAACUUAGAACCAAGACCCUGCACAACACACUCAACCCUGUCUGGAGCGAGACCCUGACCUACUACGGAAUCACUGAUGAGGAUAUGGUCCGCAAAACACUCAGGAUUUCAGUGUGUGAUGAGGACAAAUUCCGCCACAACGAGUUCAUCGGGGAAACACGAAUCCCCCUCAAGAAGCUGAAGCCCAACCAAACCAAGAACUUCAACAACUGCCUGGAGAAACAGUUACCUGUUAACAAGACAGAAGACAAGUCACUGGAGGAACGAGGACGCAUCAUGAUUUCACUUAAGUACAACACCCAGAAGUCUUGCCUUGUUGUUGGCAUCAUACGCUGUGCUCACCUCGCCGCCAUGGACGCCAAUGGCUUCUCCGACCCUUAUGUCAAAACGUACCUGAAGCCUGACGAGAACAAAAAGUCAAAGCACAAGACUGCUGUGAAAAAGAAGACGCUCAAUCCCGAGUUCAACGAGGAGUUCUGUUAUGACAUCAAAUAUGCAGACCUCACCAAAAAGACCUUGGAGGUGACCGUGUGGGACUACGACAUUGGCAAGUCCAACGAUUUCAUAGGUGGCGUAUCUCUGGGUAUCAAUGCAAACGGAGAGAGGCUCAAACACUGGUUUGACUGCCUCAAAAACAAGGACAAGAAAAUAGAGCGCUGGCACACGUUGACCAAUGAAUUACCUGGUUCAUUAAAUGACUGAAGACCCGCAUCCUGUCGUCCUACCUGUCGGCCCCCGUCCCUCCCUUGCUGUACCAGAUAGGAUAGGCCUUCGUUUUCCUAUCUCCUCCCAGCUCUUCUUCUCUGGAUUUUCCUCGUGUUGGCUACAGUGACCUGUGACACCUUUUUUGGGAAUAUCUUUCCCCUCAACAGGGCUCAACUGAAAAUAUUCAAAACCUUAUUUUUGUGUUCAACAACACUUUCACAUGUACAAUCAGUCCCUCCAGGAAAUCGCCAUCUUGUGAUCACAGUAACUAAUGCAAAUUCAAUCAAUCUCUGCAAUAUUUGUGGGGGCUUGCAAUUUUGCAAAGUUCCUGCAAUUUCUCAGCAUUAAAGGUACUACAGGGAAGAUUUUGACAUCAAUAUAUCAUCAUAAAUUUAACGUCCAUACCUUGCGAUGAGAAUGAAAGAUAAGUCCAACAUGUCCAUCAAUAUGCCCUAUUUUAUAUUGAUAUUGUGUGCGACCAGGUCAGACUCACAGGAGUUCUGCUGAAGGCAUCAAAACAAACUCCAUGCCAGGGGGCAAAAACAGCAAAACAGGAAGUGAUGAGGUUUAGGGGAGAUGUGGUCUAAUCAUGAGAAUUAGGCUACCAAUUGUCGCACUUCCCUGUGUCAGUUCAAUCAAAACAACCAAUGUGACAUGUGAUCGCAUCAGGCAUUCAGGGGAAAUAACACGAUGAAGAAAGUGCAAAUUUGCAGUAACUUUGCAAAUUGCAUUGCAAUUUUUGAGAAAAGCCACUGCAAAAGCAAGUAUUUUUGAUCACAACAAUCAAAAAAAAAAACUCAGCGAAAUCCUGGAGGGACUGUACGAUAGGGGUUGCACUGCUGCUCAUUUAUUUUUCUUUUAAGAGAAAUUCAAUCAACAAAAUGAAUGGUGGGCAUUGUAAUGUUCAAUUUCAAGCUUCAUAAUUCUGAUUUCUUGUAUGAUCAGUGAAGAUGAAAGGAACAAAUGUGUUCUAUUCAAUUAGAUCUUUUACAGCAGCUACCUUAUUUAAUUCACCACAGGAGAAAAGUUAGCAUAUGCUAACUUUGUCAGCACAAAUAUAAAACAGAACUUCAGGAGGCGAGGUAAAAGAGUGGAGCUUCUCACAAAGGAUGUAGCAAACUUUCAUACAUUUAGAGAAUGCAGAAAUGUUUGGUGGAAUAGUUCUCAUCUUCUCAUAUAAACCUCCAUUUAAAACUAUUCAGUCAGCUUAACACUAAUAUGUCUGUGUUGUGGAGGAGCAACUGAAUAAACAAAUCAGCCACAGCUUUUAAAUGAAGAUGUUGCACUUUAAUAUGAUUGUAAAACUGUUAAUAGCACAGCAACAACAAGCACUUUGUUGUAGGCUGGUGUUUUCAUCACUUUGUUUUUAGUCAUUUGGCCAGGUGAGAACAACGUAAUAGGACAUCUGUGACAAAUAACGUAAAACCUUAAAAUACUGCACAAAUUAAGACCUCAAUAUGCUUCAAACAAACUAUGUAGAGACAUAUUGUCUGCCAGAGACUGUCCUCUGAGAAAAACAACUUAAUCAGUUGUCCCAGUAAAUGUCCAAAUAACACAUUAUGUCACGUAAUAAAGACCUCUAGCUGCCGGAGGAAUUACAAAUAUUGGCCGUCAGAGGGAAAGAAGUUAAAAGUAAAGUUGUUAAAGAGGCACAAAGUCUGCAGACGGAAGAGGUCAAGAUGGUUGGAUGGGUCAACAAAAUGUCAGACUGUGACGACUGCUGCUUCCCGUUUCUUACCAGCAGUCAACAUUAUUUCUUUUAAUCAUGACCACUAUCUUUAACCAAGUCAUUUUUGUGCAUACACCUAACCAAACCUUAACUAUACUGAUAUCACAUCAGAAAAUCACUUUUGAUGGUUUUGGAAGACACUAACAAAUGACGUCGCCCUGUCGACAGGGGCCUCAGAUCAAGUGUAUAUAUGUGUGUGUCAGCCUGGAUGGUAAUUUAAAAGAAUGUAUUUUGUAAUUUAAUUUGGAAGUUUUGUUGGUUGGAUCACGUCUAAAGUCUAACAGUGUUUAAACCUUUUCCCACACACCCCACUGCCUUCUCAGUCUCUCUCCAAGAAUUGUGUUUUGUCUCAACACGAUGACUUGUACAAAUUGGAUAGCAGCACACACUUUCAGAGGUUACGCUCAUGAUGCACACACAAGAAAUGCGACCAAAGUAGUUGUAUGAAGAAUAAAAAAAACGGGCAUGAAAGAGAAGUUAAAACCCUGCCUUACUAUCACACCUCCAUACACCCGGCCAAUUGCUGCGUAAGUGGGCAUUCGGAUUGAAAUCUGUCUUGGUUUACAAAAAUGCAAGGGGCUGCGUUAUGGGGGACGUUUUAAAAUUACAAUCCAGGGAACCAUUUCACAAAAUAUAUUCCAUUUGCGAACACUGCAUACAUGUAUCAUUUGCAAAUGGUGACAGUGUCCUGUUUCACAAAAGAUUGUUGAUCACAAAUUGCUGAUAAAUUUGUGAGUGCUACAGUCCAACCACAUGGAUCACAAGUAUGGUGCUUCUUUUGAUUAGUUACAUGUGUCAAAACUGACACAAGAGAAAAUUAUCUCAUGUUGCAAGUUUGGUGAAACUGACCACUGGAAGUUCAUUGAAGGCUUAUCAGAAGACAAAGCACUGCACAGCAAUUUAUCUUACGAGGAAGGAUUUAACAUAUAAUCGUUUGUUGCGACAUUCGCCAGGUAAAGAGUAGACAUGCAGUGUUCAUGUUACAAAGUAAUCUACCAGGAAUGUGCGCUUUCAUGUAUUCGAUUGGUCAGACGACAUCAGCACUUUGGCAGAUGAUGUCGUGUUGUAUUCAACCUUUUUCAUGUAGUGCUGUUUUCCUCUCACCGACUCCCUUUCUGAUAUGACAAGCACUUUGAAGUAUACCUUCGGUCCUCGUAAACUGCAGUGCAAUUUGUUGGGAGUGAGAAAGUACCAUAACCACACCCAAAAACGAUUAACACAGACCAACCCCAAAAUUCAAGGCUGUAUGAGUAUAAGGAGACAGAUGUUGGCAGUUAAUAGCCAUAUGUUCUGCUUAGAGGAUUUUAGGACGACUGAUGCUCAUCUAAUUGCUGCAGGAUGACAGGUUACCAAAUUUCUCUCCAAUAAACAAACUGUUUGGCGAGUGUGAACUAAAUGAACCGAUACAAAAAUCUAUUUUGCUUAACUCAUCCUCGAGGCUACUGACAGUAAACAUUCAUGAUUCCCAUGAUUCCCUGUUUGUAUCUGUAUACACAAAGGUGUCAUAGUGCCACCUUUUUGGAUUCCUCACUGAUAUUUCAAUGCAACCCCUAAACUAUAGAGCUGCCUAGUUUUGUGGUGAUCCUAAUAUCAAGGUUUCACAAGUGUUUGGUCCAUUCAGUCACUCUAUCCAGACUUUAAAAUAGCUACUUACGCAUUUACAGUGCAAAGGCAAAGGAGAGCUAAAUCAGAAAUGCAUUUUGAAAUGGGUCAUGUGCACAAGGCUGGCUGUCUGUCUCUGCUUCAAACUCACUUACAGAUUUCUUAAGAGUAAGUACGUGAAAUACCAGGGAUUUGGACAUGAUACAGUGUCUUUCAAAUGGCUGUGCAGGGUGUUAGCAGAGUCCCUCUGAGUAAGAUUGGAACAGACAUUCAGCCGAAUGACUGCAAUAAGAGCAUAAUAAUGCUGUGAGUCUGUGAAUAGUCCGAAAUUGAAGAGGGCUAUGGGUGUAAAACAGCUGCACAGUAUGCACCUGAUGGAUGACAUGUUGAUAAUAUCAGCACAGAGGUGGAAACAUUCCCAGUCACUGUACAGAGCAAUCACAUCAUAUUGGCUUACUUUACUGGGUAGACGGUAAAGAGCCUACUUGAUAGAGACCAGCUGUAAUCAACAACAGAAUAUUGUUGAUUACAGCUGGAAAGUUCAGUGGGUGACCCGCCUGGCGCAAAUCACUUGUCAAACCACAAUAACACAUGAUUGGGCAGCUUUAUGGUGUGCGUGUGUGUUUGUGUGUGUGUGUGUGUGUGUGUGUGUGUGUGUGUGUGUGUGCAGCUUAUUGUUUACACUGGACAAAAUUAGUUUCCACACAAAAAACUCACUGACGGCAUUUUCAACUGUAAUGUGGAUGAAAAUGUACCUUCUGUAUGUCAAAAGGGCCGAAUUUUAAAAAUGGAAAGUUUACGUCAAAUAAUAAAAAAAAAAAAAGUAACAAAAGCAUGUAUUGUUUACAACAGCCUAUUCUUGCUGAAGUUCAAGUUUGCUGCUGAAAGGGCAAACACGCCCUUGCUAAAGUCACUGCGAUUGUUCAAUCGUGCAAUGCAAGCUUUGCUAAGGUGGGCAGAGGUGAGAAGGGCAGAAUUUUUAAUAUAAUAGCCUUUUCAACAAUAUAUGUUAAAUAUAAUAGUAUGUAUAUUGUUACUAUGUUGUUGCAUAUGUUGAGGGUUUUUUUAUGUAAGCAGCUCCACUAUAAAUGUAUCAAACAGAAUGUACAUGUUUAACCCCUUCUAUUCCACAGUAACUCCUCUGAGAAUGUGCACCUUAGUGCUCCAUGUCGUUGAUAUUGUCCAUAUGUCAAAUCUGAAGUUCUGUAUUUGGGCACACAUAUUUGGGAAUAGAGAUGGUUGAACUCACAACCCAGGAGCAAACUACCAGGGGCUAUGUCCAACAAGUCAUAUACUAAGAUAACUAAACUUUUACUUCGACUUCUCUUAGCCUGUUGAAUUAUCUAUGUUUUUUUUUUCUUCUUCUUUUCAAUAAUAUAUGUUAAAGUUUCAUACCCUUAUGCCAACUUGAGUUGUCCUCAUGGAUCCGUAGGCUGGGAUGCAUGCCAUGUAUUUGUGAUUUUAUCAGUAUGAUUUUGCAGUAUGAUCUUUUCCGCAUGCCCCCACACUCACCUUUCUUGUAAAUUUGAACCGUGCACUGACUGGUAACACAGAAACGCCAUACAAAUAGUCCUUACGUAAUGUUCAGGAUUCCUGUCAGGCUUGCAAUUCAGCUAUCGGCUUCUUGUCAUUACCUCACGUCACUGUAAGUGAUAGGCCGGGCAUGAUUGUUCUUAGGAGCAUGUCGACUCUGUCAGUGUGGCUGGCUGUUUUUAUAAUCAUUUUAUCUCACUCAUUACAGCUGUUGGCUCUUGAUGAACAGCCCUAAUGUCCAUUUGUUAUAUUAUUUAAUCCUUUGAACCCAUAGUUUUAUUAUUGACAAAGUGUUAUUUGACUUAUUACAUUCCGUUUAUUUAGGGAAAAAUAUUUUAAUGGUCCCAGACCUUCAAAGCUGUGGAAUGAAGUGUUUAAUGCAUCACAUCAGGCCUCACAUCUCCAUUUUAUUUAGGUGUUAACAGCCUCUUCAACCACAUUGACUUGUGAGGCACAAACCAGCUGUGAAACCUUGUUGACAUCUCAAUAUACUCCUUUACACAACAGUGAUCUCUCUCUCUCUCUCUCUCUCUCUCUCUCUCUCUCUCUCUCUCUCUCUCUCUGAUGAAUAUGUAAUGAAUACAACCAACAUGUGAUUUUGAUUUUGUAAUCUGUCUGCCUUUGUAUGCAAGCUCAAUAUUAUGAAAAAAACACAACUGCAUGCGUAUGUUCUUGGUUUUGUCAUGAGAUGACUUUGCCUAAUGUUUGAUACUGUUUUCUGUAUAAAAAAAACACAAAAUACACAACUGUGGAUGCUCUAAGAUUAUGCUAUAAGUCAGUCUUUCUUCUGGACAACAUUUUGUACCUUUGAACACUAUCGCAUUGCCUGUUUGGCUGCUGUAUUGACUAUCUGGAAGCGUGACUUGAUGUGAAUUAAAAUCUUUCCUUUGUUGUUUGGUUUCCUUUUUAA